AUGAGAUUACGGAUUCAGACUUGUCAACCACUCCCAGAACUCAAGGUUUGGUUUAUACCAGACGAUAAAGAUGCACCAGUCACCAUUUAUGAUCUCAAAGAGGCCCUAUGUCAGCGAAUUCCUCCCGUAAACGAGUCGCGUCUCCUUGGUCACGAUCUUGGUCUAUUUCUUGAUGACUUUGAGCUCUUGGACGAUAGCCCGUUCAGCGCCGUGAGAGAUGGUGAUCUAAUAUGUAUCAAGGCUGCUUCCUCCGUGCAGGCUAUGACAGUGAAGGUUGAGGGUUCGUCGGAGGUGGCUCGCGCGCAAAAGCGGAAACGGUCUCCGACCUCUGCAAAUUCUAUAUUGAUACCCGGACGCUCUGUAAGGACUCCUACGGUGGUUCCGAAGCACAAAGAGCAAAUCAGGUCCGACCAUUCUGACUCGGACUCUUCGGACUCGUCAUCCUCUACAACUUCAUCCUCCUCUACAUCUUCCUCUUCGUCAUCAUCUUCAUCGUCCACGACAUCGUCGUCAUCUUCAUCAUCUCCUCCGGUACCGCAAACAUCCAAGGUACCGCAGACAUCCCCUAAGGUUCAACACACACCUCCCGGACACGGGUCAUCUGAGACGCACGCACGCAACCUCCGCCGUCGGUAUAAAAAGCAAGCGGAGCGUGAAGAAGUGCAGCGGCCCAAGACUCUGUCCGAGCCACCCCCGCCCCCACCAACGUCACAACAACAACGGCCGAUGAGUUUACAACCGUAUCCAAUUUUACAAUCGCCUUCUCUUCCAGAACAACCUUCAUCUUCGCCCGCGCCCCCUCUUCCGGCCCCGCCGAAAGGUAGCUCCGCUUCAAACCUUGUUCCCCUUGGACGGAAAAAAAUCCUGCCUACGCGACGCGAUCGCGUAGGUCCUGCAAAUGAUGUUGCUUCUGCUCUCAAUAGUGCCUUUGGAUCGAACGCCACCACGGGUGAGCUUAAUCACGGCAUUGAAGUAGACACCGACAAUAUGGAUGUCGACGACGAGCCCAAGCCUCAGCUGAUGAUGCUGUCGCUGAAGAAUAAAAACAAGAAGAAGGGCUUCAAGCAGUCGAUGGCGGCCCCGAUACCGAAAAAAAUUGUAUUUGGAGAUGCAGAAGAUGUCCAGCCGACUCUGGUUGAUGUGGUCCCUUCUCCUUCUCAGCAGGAGUACGUGCGUCUUAUACCGCCUUCUGAAAUUCAAGGUCGCGGUGAGCUCCCGCCAAACAUGUUCGUCACAAGCGUGGACGUUGAGCGGGGGCUCUGGGACGUGGUCAAGGAACACCGCAAGCCGAAGAAUAGCAAGAAGAAAAAGAACAAAGAGGCGACAUGGGCUGAUCUGUGGUUUGAAGAGCCGCAGGUACAAGGUAAAGUGGCGAAACUCGUUUUUGCUGGGCCACGUCAAGAGGUGACGGAUAACUGGAAGGAAGAGGAGGUGGUGGAAGAAGCAGUAGUCUCGGGAUCGACACCUUUCGACUGGGAUCUCGCGGAGAAGGUGUGGGGGACGAGUUUUGAAGUAAAAAGCCCGGAUCAGCUCGCGGUUGGUGGCUUGGUUGGGUGGAAGGAACUUGGCCUGAACCCACAAACAUUCUCCCCGGAAAAUCUCUUAUUUGUUGCCAAAAUCACUCAAAUUGAGGGCACACAGUACACUAUCCGACAACUCCUGCGUCCAGGGGCUGGGUUAUCUGGAUUUGAUGUAGUGGGGAAGGAGGAGGUGGUGAGAACUUUUUAUUCAAGUCACUUCAUGAGUAAGCACCACCAGCAAUUCGAUGCGAAAGGCUCCCUAACGCAUCGACGCGCUCCACCUCUGCCUAGUGCCUCACACCAAUACCAAGGUUCGCGGUUCCGACAACUGAGGGUGAAAGAGGAGGGAGGGAGGAACAGAGGUGGAAGUCGAGAGCGAGAGAUAGAAAUUGAUAACAGAAGCAGGAAGUACGUACGAGCCAAGGCACAACUUGACUCGAGUUCAUCUCGCUUUGCGGCACCGUAA
Molecule: messenger RNA, 1986 nt
Organism: Laccaria bicolor S238N-H82
Lineage: Eukaryota; Fungi; Basidiomycota; Agaricomycetes; Agaricales; Hydnangiaceae
Exons: 6
Coding region: 1-1986 (661 amino acids)
Source: RefSeq, a predicted model, not a curated record